CCAACAAAACAAGACAAGUAAAAAGCAAAAUGGCGUCCGUAGCGAAUACCUAAAGGUGUUCAUUGUCAUUCUUUCGUCGUAAUCCAUGCGCACGCAUCCAUAUAAACGACGCGGAAUAGAGUAAACAUCGUUUAGAAAUUGUUUACAUCCGGGUACGUUGGCGUGGGGGCACUUUGGCGUUUCUCGGGCUAGCUUAGCUUGCUAGCUGCUAACAAAGAGACGGAAGUGAUCAACACGUCGCUCAGCAGAGCUCAAGUGUGAGUGUAAAGUGUUGAGAUUGUGUGAAAAUGUGCGAAAGAACGACAGCAGAGUACGAGGAGGAACUUUGUCGAACAAAAGAGGAGAACGAGCGACAACGUCAACUACUGGACGCUGUUUCCAAGAGGUAUCAAGUUGGGUUGCACGGAGCAGACGUCAGGGUAGAUCAUCUUCCCCCUGAGCAGCAGGAGUGGAGUUUCAUGGCGGAGCAGAAGGAAAUUAAAGAGGAAGAGGAGGAGCCCCGACCCCCGCACAUUAAAGAGGAAGAGGAGGACCACAGCAUCAGCCAGGAGGGAGAGCAUCCUGAAGGACCAGAGGAGUUCCCAGUGAUUGGCGUCAUUGUGAAGAGUGAAGAUGAUGAAGACGAUGAAGGUGAAAGUGAGGAGAAGAGAGAGGCGGAGCCUCCAAGCAGCAGCUCAACUCAACACAUGACAACAGAAGCCGAUGGAGACCACUGUGGAGGAUCACCAGCAGACAAGCUCUUAGCUCCACUAUCAGAUAGCGAGCACACGACGUCACACUCUCCUGACACUGAUGAUGACGACUCCACAGCUGAUAUGACAUGUCACCCUGACGACACACGCUUUCAAUGCUCUCAGUGUGACACAACGUUCAAACACCGGCGUAGUCUCAAUCGACACGUGAGAACGCACACAGGCCAGAAGCCGUUCGUGUGCUCUGUUUGUGGGAAAAGAUUCUCUCUAAAGUCAAAUUUAAAAGUACAUACGAGAAUACACACUGGAGAGAAACCAUUUUCCUGUUCCGUGUGCGGUAAAAGUUUUGUCCAAAGUCAGUGUUUGAAAAUACACAUGAGGAUGCACACAGGAGAGAAACCAUUCAUGUGCACGCUUUGCGGUAAAAUAUUCUCUCGGAAUUCUCAUUUGACAUUACACACGAGAGUCCACACUGGAGAGAAACCAUAUUCCUGUCCAGUGUGCGGUACAAGCUUUUCUCGAAAAGAUGAGUUGAAAAUACACAAAAGAAUACACACCGCAGAGAAACCUUUUUCCUGUUCCGUGUGUGGCACAGGUUUUACACACAAACAGUACUUGACGGCACACGCCAGAGUACACACUGGAGAGAAACCUUUUACCUGUUCAAUCUGCGGUGCGGGGUUUACGCAGAGUCAUUGUUUGAAAACACACAUGAAAAGACACAGUGGAGAAAAACUAUUUUGCUGUUCAGUGUGUGGCAUCAGGUUUAUACGACAGUAUGAGUUGAAAAUACACACAAGAAUACACACCGCAGAGAAACCCUUUUCUUGUUCAAUCUGUGGUACACAUUUCCGACUAAAUCAGCAUUUGAAAAGACACAUGAAAGUCCACGCCGGUGAGGAAGUGUUGCAUUGCAGCGUUUGUGCUCAAAGUUUCUCCUCCAAGUCCCAGCUGAACAAACACUCGUGUGCUGGGGAGAACAGCAACAGGAAGUGAAGCUGCACCAUUCAAAUCAAGACUUACGAUUCCAUUCUGGCUCCGGAGUGGAGUGUAUUGAAGUAUAAAUAAUAACUUUUAUAAAUAAAAGUUUGCCUAAAACAAGAGGAUGGUUUCCUUCAUUCCUGAAGAGCUGUGCUCUAGUUUCCCUCUGACAUAUGACGCCAUCACAUGUAAUAUUAUCUCCUCAUUCUCCUAAUAUCAAGACUUUAUUCUUCAUAAAUCUACGACUUUAGUCUUGUCAA
This is a messenger RNA of Doryrhamphus excisus (bluestripe pipefish), 1933 nucleotides long. Lineage: Eukaryota; Metazoa; Chordata; Actinopteri; Syngnathiformes; Syngnathidae. The record is from RefSeq and is a predicted model, not a curated record.